Molecule: messenger RNA, 1594 nt
Organism: Trichophyton rubrum CBS 118892
Lineage: Eukaryota; Fungi; Ascomycota; Eurotiomycetes; Onygenales; Arthrodermataceae
Exons: 1
Coding region: 138-1346 (402 amino acids)
Biological process (GO): proteolysis; attachment of GPI anchor to protein; protein localization to cell surface
Cellular component (GO): GPI-anchor transamidase complex
Molecular function (GO): GPI-anchor transamidase activity
Source: RefSeq, a predicted model, not a curated record
AUUAUGAUCAACUACAUAUUAUCAUCGACGACUUCGACUCCAACUUCGCCUUCGACUUGUACCUUUUGAUGGACGGGAAAUGAUAAAAUGCAAUCCUGAUACGUUGCCGUGAUACCGUUCCACAGGUCGAUAUCGAGAUGGAGCUACGGCUCCUCUACCCCUUCCUGGCCGCCCUCCUUGCCAUCUUCCUUACCAGCGGCGUCUCCUCCGCGGCGCAUACCUCCAACUGGGCAGUGCUAGUGUCUACCUCCCGUUUUUGGUUCAACUAUCGCCAUCUCGCCAAUGUGCUAUCUCUAUAUCGGACAGUGAAGCGCCUUGGGAUACCAGACUCCCAGAUUAUCCUUAUGCUACCGGACGACAUGGCAUGUAAUCCUCGAAACGCAUUCCCCGGGACGGUAUAUAACAAUGCAGAUCGUGCGCUGGAUCUAUACGGAGACAAUAUAGAAGUUGAUUACCGUGGUUAUGAGGUCACCGUGGAGAGCUUCAUCCGCUUGUUGACUGACAGGCUGGGUGAUGAUGUGCCGCAGAGCAAAAGGUUGGGCUCGGACGCCGGUAGCAAUGUGCUUGUUUACAUGACCGGGCACGGUGGUGACCAGUUUCUUAAAUUCCAGGAUUCGGAGGAAAUCGGAGCCUGGGACCUGGCGGACGCGUUUGGGCAGAUGUGGGAGAAGAAGCGAUACAACAAGUUGCUCUUUAUGAUUGAUACAUGCCAGGCGAACACCAUGUACACACAUCUAUAUUCCCCGAAUAUAAUCGCUACAGGCUCAAGCGAAGUAGACCAGUCCUCUUAUUCCCACCAUGCAGACAGCGAUGUCGGUGUUGCUGUCAUCGACCGCUGGACUUAUUAUAUCCUAGAAUUCCUCGAAACACAAGUCACCAGUGCGAACUCCAAGCGUACCCUAGGCGACUUGUUUGAUUCCUACGAUGAGUCAAAGAUCCAUUCCCAGCCUGGGGUAAGAUGGGAUCUAUUCCCUGGUGGUGAAGCAGAGGGUAGACUGAGAACCGUCAUGGACUUCUUCGGUAAUGUUCAGGAAGUGGAAGUUGAAGCAGGCAGCAGUGUGAAUAACACUGAGCAUUCGGUCAAGGAAGACCUUGUGGCCAUUGCCAAGUUAGUAGAACAAUGGAAAGAGAUGGAGAAAGAACACCUGGAAAAUACCACUGACCCCUCUUCUGUGGGUCAAAAAAAGCCUACCUUGCCAUCACAAACAGGCUCCCCUAUUCAUAAACUGGCUGGACCGAUGAAAGUGCGUGACGCCGAUGAUUGGAGCAAACAUAUCAUUGGUUUAUCACUUUUGUUUGGGAUAGGGGGCGUGUGGUUUGCUGGGUCUCUUCGGGGAAGGUCAUAACACAGGCCCUAAAAAUUUCUACGUCUCUAAUUUGUAGUGCGUUUUCUUUUCACUCGAGCUUAGAUUAUAUCCCCUUUACAUUGGUAAUACAAGAUUCGGCCCAGCGCUUGGGCAAUAUUGCUACCCUGCAGAGUUAUGCACAUAAAGAUUUAUUUAACCAUAAUUUAAAAGAAUAUGCCGUUCAUUAUUCGCUUGCUUAUCAUGAGCCCCGUACAAUUUAGACCAGUAUAUACAUCAAGAGUCAACAA